UUACUCGGAAUCGGAGGGAGAGCGAGCCUCGGAGAUAGGAACACCUGUUGUCAAAUUAAAACCGAUAAGCCUCUUCUUUCCUCUUCCACACACCCCAACAACAACAACGCACUCUACAUCUUGAUCUUGCAAAACUCUCUUUUUCUCUCUUUUUCUCUCCUCUCCUGCUCCAGAUAAAUAAUCUCCUCCCCUCCGGUCAACACCUUCUCGCAAACCCUAGAAAGUCCCCCACGAUCCGCGUCCCGUCCCGCAUCACGCGCCCUCCGCCGCCCCGACGAAGAUCUGCGAAAAUCGGGAGUUCUGGCCGUCGACGAUGAGUCUCUGUGACGUCCGCUGCCGCCGGCACCGAUUCCGAUCGGCCCUCGACUCGUUCACCAUCGCCUGCGAAGCCUUCUCCGAGCAGCCCCGCUCGAUUCCGCCUCCCGUCCCCCGCAGAUCCGCGCUCGAGGUUUCUUGAUCUCGAUCGCGAUCUUCUCUCUCUCUCUCUUGCCCCCUUUUCUCUCUCUCCCUCUCUCUCUCUCUCGUUCUCUCUUUCUCUUCCCUUUUGGGUUCUUGACGGAUGGAGGCCGAGGCCGAGGACGGCGGCGAGUUCGUGGAGAAGGACCCGUCCGGGAGGUACGGCAGGUACGACGAGGUCCUGGGCGAGGGCGCCUUCAAGACUGUCUACAAAGCGUUCGAUGAAAUUCAGGGGAUCGAGGUCGCGUGGAACCGGGUCGACGUCGAGCACUUCUCCGAGUCGCCGGCGCUGCUGCGGCGGCUCUACGAGGAGGUCAACGUGCUCAGGUCCGUCAAGCACGGGAACAUCAUCAGGUUCUACCAUUCCUGGGUCGACGAGGAGACGAGGACCAUCAACAUCAUCACCGAGCUCUUCACGUCCGGGAAUCUGCGGCAGUACCGGAAGAAGCACAAGCAUGUCGACAUGAAGGCGAUCAAGAACUGGGGCAGGCAGAUCCUUCAGGGGAUACAGUACCUCCACGGCCACGACCCGCCCAUCAUCCACAGGGAUCUCAAGUGCGAGAAUAUAUUCGUGAAUGGGUACGAUGGGCAUGUCAAGAUCGGUGAUCUGGGGUUGGCCAUCGUGAUGCAGCAGCCGACCGCGCACAGCGUGAUCGGGACUCCGGAGUUCAUGGCUCCCGAGCUUUACGAGGAGGACUACAACGAGCUCGUCGACAUCUACUCUUUCGGGAUGUGUAUGCUGGAGAUGAUUACUCUAGAAUGCCCUUAUGGAGAAUGCAAGAAUUCCGCGCAGAUUUACAAGAAGGUCCUCUCCGGCGUCAAACCCUUGUCCCUUGGGAAGGUGAAGGACCCUGAUGUUAAGCAGUUCAUUGAGAAGUGUCUUUUGCCCGCCACUUCGCGGCCGUCUGCGGCAGAGCUUUUGAGAGAUCCCUUCCUUGCAAUUGUGGACUCGAAAGCUUUGAAGAAGCCGGAAACUGUGCCAAAAAGCUUAUGUCCAUCCAACGAGGGUGGAAGAGGAACCGCUCCAAGUUCGGGUUUUGAGUUGAGGAUUUCCUCUGGGUGUAAUGAAUUCCGACUAGCAGGGGAGAGGAGCGAUGAGGCAUCGAUUUCGCUGACAUUGCACAUCGUGGUUCCAGAAGGCAAGGCCAACAAGAUACAGUUUGCAUUUUAUCUGGAUUCCGAUACGGUGGUCUCAGUUGCUCAGGAGAUGAUGGAGCAGCUUGAUCUGCCAAAAGAAGAUGCUGAUGUUGUGGCCGAGUUGAUGGACCGGUUGAUCGUGAAGAUGGUGCCCGGUUGGAAAGCUUGUGCCUCUGAACAGCGUCAAGAACAAGUGCCUCAGCCGCUGGCCUCCUUGAACUCACAGAUCUUGAAGUGUUCGUUCGAUCUGUUAUCCCCUAGGGAAGAGAUAGUAGAAAAUAAUAGGAAGAAGUGGAUGGGAAAGAAGGGGAUACCAGUUAUCUGAUGUACCUUUUCAUUCCUUUCCUGUAUUUUUGAAUGCUGUAGUCUCGUCAUCUGUCGGACGUUGUUAGUUCAUUCAAUGAAAUACGAGGUUUCUUCAGAUCA
Molecule: messenger RNA, 2019 nt
Organism: Eucalyptus grandis
Lineage: Eukaryota; Viridiplantae; Streptophyta; Magnoliopsida; Myrtales; Myrtaceae
Product: probable serine/threonine-protein kinase WNK11
Exons: 1
Coding region: 560-1918 (452 amino acids)
Biological process (GO): intracellular signal transduction; protein phosphorylation
Cellular component (GO): cytoplasm
Molecular function (GO): protein serine/threonine kinase activity; ATP binding
Source: RefSeq, a predicted model, not a curated record